AGUCACCCGGCCACAAUAACCCAUCCAAUAAGUAUCAAGGUCACAGUGCAUGAAUUGAAGCAGCCUAGCUAAGUAAAAUAAAAAAUCCAACAUGGUGUCCACCAAAACCAUUCUACAGUCCGCGGCAUCGGUGGCGGCAUCAGCGGUGAUGGUCCGGUCGCUUGCCCGGGACAUAUUGCCCAGCGAGCUCCACGACACUGUCCUAUCAAACGUCAACGUCCUUCUCAAGUCCUUUUCUCCCAUCAUGGAAUUAGUCAUCCAAGAGCUGACUGAGGGUGGCAAAAACCAAAUGUACGAGGCAGCGGAGUCGUAUCUAGGGAGGCGGCACGGUCUGUACGACUCAGCCGCCUCCUACCGCUUACGCGUCGCCCUCCCAAAGGACGAGGCUAAGAUCUCUACCACCAUAGACAAAGGUCAGCAAGUCGUUGACCGUUUCAACGGCGUCUCGUUCACGUGGACUAAAAGCACUGCGAAGCGAGGGAAGGAUGAAUAUUACACCACCUCAAAAGUAGAGAGCUCCCCUUUGUUCACUCUCACCUUUCACAAAAAACACAAGAAGAUGGUGUUUGAUGUUUACUUCCCCUUCAUAUUAGCCGAGUCAAUCAAAGGCAAACUCGAGCAAAAGACUCCCAAGCUCUUCUCCAUGAAACUAGAUCACGGGUACUCUUAUAGUCCGAAAGGUGCUGAUGAUAAGUGGAAGUUUGUCAAGCUUGACCAUCCUUCCACCUUUCAAACCCUAGCUAUAGAUACCGACUUGAAGAUAUCCAUUAUGGAAGAUCUUGAUAGGUUUGUGAAGAGAAGAGAGUAUUACAGGAAAGUUGGAAAAGCUUGGAAAAGAGGGUAUUUGUUGUAUGGUCCACCCGGGACGGGGAAAUCAAGCCUGAUAGCAGCCAUGGCUAACUACCUCGAAUUUGACAUAUAUGAUCUCGAUCUGACUGCUGUCUAUACCAAUUGUGAACUGAAGAGCAUUCUUCUCUCCACUGGGAACAGAUCGAUACUAGUUGUGGAAGACAUUGAUUGCAGUGUUAGUAUCACUAACCGAAUUGCAAACCAACAAGCCUUAUGUAACCCCGCCAAAAAGUCAAAAAACAGAGAUGUGGUGACUUUGUCAGGACUACUGAACUUCAUUGACGGGUUGUGGUCGAGUUGCGGGGACGAGAGGAUCAUCAUCUUUACCACAAACCACAAGGAGAGAUUGGACCCGGUGCUUCUACGGCCGGGUCGGAUGGAUGUGCACAUCCACAUGUCCUACUGCACAUUUGGCGCCUUCUUGACUUUGGCCAAGAACUAUUUGGGAAUUGAGGAGCACUCUUUGCUUUUCCCAGAGAUUCAAAAUUUGUUGGAGAAGGCAAAGGUGACCCCUGCUGUGGUCGGUGAGCACUUGCUGAGUAAUGAGAAUCCUGACCACGCCCUCCAAACUCUUGUCGACCUUUUAAAAGUGAAAAUAAUCGAAAAUGAAAAUGAAAAUCCUAACCAGGCAGAGGGUGAAGCGGCUAUGGAACCCUUGAUUCAGUCUGAUGACGAAUCUUAUUAAUUAGUAUUAAGUGUGCUUUGUUUUAGCUUUAAUAUUAAUGUAAUACUUGGUGUAUUGUUGUUAGUACUGUUACAGUACUACCUAUCUUAAAAGAUGUUCUUUAUUUCACUUUAUUUGCCUUUUUUAUUUGUUUUGAUCCAAGUGGCUCUCUUUGUGAAUUGAUCGUCUUGUGGUUGUUAAAGGCAUGGUAUUAAUUAAUCAACUUAUUUGUUUUGGAGUUUUAACCUCUUUU
Messenger RNA from Cuscuta europaea, 1766 nucleotides. The record is from the annotation of a GenBank genome assembly. NCBI's taxonomy places the organism in Eukaryota, Viridiplantae, Streptophyta, Magnoliopsida, Solanales, Convolvulaceae.